GGCAUGUUGUGUCACCUCAUCCACACAGUCACCAAACGGCUGUGAACUUGUGCAAAUGUUGACAGGAGUCGUACAGAGGAGUUUUAGUAAGGAGCGCCAGAGGGAAAAGUGGGAAGGAUUCUACCGACGCCACAUAAGAGAACAUUCUCAGGAAGUAAGAACUUCAUUUUGCCGACAUACCAAAAAUCUCAAGGUCAAUCGAGCGGAGCGAGCGAACGAGCGUCACGUGAAAGUGUGGUCAGUUUUGCGACGGAGACAUGGACGGUACCAAGACGAAGAAGAAGAAGAAGGACGAGGAGGAGGUUCACCUGCGGAGGGAGAUCGGCCUGCUGUCGGCCAUGUCCUUCAUCAUCGGGACGGUGGUGGGCAGCGGCAUCUUCAUCGCGCCCAAGGGGGUCCUGCUCAACAGCGGGAGCGUGGGGCUCUCCCUGCUGGUGUGGGCGCUGUGCGGCGUCCUCUCGUUGUGUGGGGCGUUGUGCUUCGCCGAGCUGGGCACCACUUUCACCAAAUCGGGGGGCCAAUACAUUUACCUGCUGGAGACGCUGGGGCCGCUGCCGGCCUUCGUGUGCCUCUGGGCGGACUUCUUCUUCAUCCAGCCGGCCGUGAGUUCCUACGUGUCCCUGGCGUUCGCCCGCUACGUGGUGGAUCCGUUCUUCACACCGUGCGAUCCUCCCGCGGCGCUGCUCCAAGUCGUCAGCAUCCUCGGACGUUCGUCACUGCGGUCAACUGCUGGAGUGUGACCCUGGCCUCCCGCACUCAGGUCACCAUGACCUUCGUUAAGCUGUUUGCGCUGGUCCUCAUCAUCGUGCCUGGUCUGAUUGCAUUGGCCGACGGGAAAACAGAAAACUUCCAGAAGGGGUUCGAGGUCGACGCGUUGACACUGGAUCGGUUGCCGCUGGCCUUCUACAACGGUCUAUACGCCUACGGUGGAUGGUUUUAUCUGAACUGUGUCACAGAAGAGGUCAUAAACCCAAAAAGAAACAUCCCGCUGGCAGUAGUCUUCUCCAUGGUAACAGUGACGGUCCUGUACGUGCUGGUCAACGUGGCCUACUACACCAUGAUGAUGCCUGCCGAGCUGCUGCUGUCCGAUGCCGUGGCUGUGACGUUUGCCAACCGAGCCUUUCAAGCGAUCGCCCCGGUGAUCCCCGUUCUCGUGGCCCUGUCGUGCCUCGGAGCACUCAACGGCGGCAUCUUUGGAUCACCCAGGAUGCAGUUCGUGGGAGGCAGGGAGGGCCACUGGCCGCGGAUCUUCUCCAUGAUUCACAUCCGCAGACGGACGCCUCUGCCUGCUGUGAUGUUGCAGUACCCCUUGGUGGUGGUGAUGCUGCUCAAGGGCGAGAUCUACAAGCUCGUCAACUUCGCCUCCUUCCCCCGCUGGUUCUUCAUCGCCUUGGCGACCCUGGGGAUGCUCAUCCACCGCUAUCGCUUCCCACUCCACCCAAGACCUUUCAAGGUGCCCGUGGCCGUCGCGGUCACCGUCACGGUGGUCUGUUUCUUCAUCGUGGGUCUGUCUCUGUAUUCGGACCCCUGGAGCACAGGGUGCAGCUGCGCCCUCACACUGUCCGGAGUCCCAGUUUACUACGUGACCGUCUACCGCUUCCUUCUGCCCAAGAGAUUCAGACGCAUAUUCAACUACUUCAGCGAGCAGCUGCAGAUCCUCCUGGAGGUGGCUCAACAGGAAGUCCAGACAUACUGAGGGCCGCACACACGCGUCCUGAGUACCACCUUAACCAGGUCACCAGGCGGGGUUAUCGUUCUCACCCCGGUCUGUGUGCGGACGGAACAAUUCGACAACGCACUUUGUGAUGUUAAGCUUAUAUUGAUCAUAAAAUGAUUCCCCAUCGAACUGAUAUCAUAUUGACAUAUGACAAUAGUGCGUGUAGUAAGUUUUGCAAAUUAUAACAUUAGAGACACAAUCAACAACUUUAGAAUAACCAAUAAUUUGUCAUGAUAUGGUAUAAAUGUCAUUAUUACAAUAAAAAAAAAGAUCAUUACCUGAUUAGGGUAGAUACAGCACACAUGAUGUCGGGGUACAGUGAAUGCAUCGCCCGUCCAGCGCUUUUCCUUUUUUUUAGUGUAGGGUGCUGGAAACAGGAGGAGAAUCGCACUUCUAUUAAAAGUUGCACCUCGACUAUUUACAGCGUUGAAAUGUGAGCUGAUCACUACUGUUCUCACGUGUCAUCACCAUGACUGAAUAAAAAAAAAGCGCCCGAUGCAGAAUGAGGCACCGACACCAGGUUUUAUUUUUUUAAACAGUCAUACAAACACGAGGCACAUGCUGUGGAAGCUGUCUGCUACAGAGACGAGUCCUGCAACUGUAAACAGAUCAAGUUACUGCGACGUAUUAAAACUCUCACAUAUAAAAACACACACAGGCUAACAUCUUUUUUUCCUCUCCUCUCUAUAAAGGGAACAUAUCCCAUUCUACCCUCCCAAAGUCGGUGACGCAAAAAACUGUUCGGCAUUUUCCCACUAUUUUCCUCUUUGUGCUACAUGACAAAAAAAGGCAGUACGUGUGUUUAUUAAAAUAAAUCUGUUAAAUUAAAAGUGUCCCUGUCAAUCGUUCCAAAAUAAUUAAUUUACAAAUGCAGCCAGAAACAUUUGAAGAAAGCAAAGCAGAUGCAAAAAAACCAAAACAAGGAGACGCAUUUUGGUUCAUAUUUGAAAAAUAUUUACCAAAUGAAGUAAAGAUGACAGGAUGUAGUGUCGCUUUUGUUUUGCUUUGGUGUAUUUAUGCUGUAUGAAAAAUGUUUUCAUGUUCCACCAGAUGGAUAGAAAAAUACAGUAAAUUAUAGAACAUCAUUUGUUCUACCUUUCAAUAUACAAAUAAGUUAAUUUAAAAAUGUAUCUUUGAGCCAAUUAGCUCAACUUCUAAUGGGCAGAAAAAGUUUAAGGAAUAUGUUUCAUAUUCCUGGUGAUAUUCCUGGUGUUUAACCCUCAAACAAUUUGCUCUGCAUUUCCCUGA
Scophthalmus maximus (turbot) is the source of this 2965-nucleotide messenger RNA. RefSeq names its product cystine/glutamate transporter-like. The coding region runs from base 56 to 1696 and encodes 546 amino acids. Gene Ontology annotation, molecular function: L-amino acid transmembrane transporter activity. Gene Ontology annotation, cellular component: membrane. Gene Ontology annotation, biological process: amino acid transmembrane transport. The record is from RefSeq and is a predicted model, not a curated record. The transcript is spliced from 12 exons. Lineage: Eukaryota; Metazoa; Chordata; Actinopteri; Pleuronectiformes; Scophthalmidae.